AUGGUUUGGUUUCUGAUUCUCAUCUGGUUUGUCCAAGUGGGCAGUGUUCCCAUCGCCAAUUUCACAAAUGCUACUACUUCAAAUUCUGCUUUCCCUGCCACAGUGUACAAUUCUACAAACCCCAUCAACAAUUCUACAAAUGUGACUUUCACUGACACAGUGGACAGAAAGAGAACCAUACUAGCAGCGUUCAAGCUCAUUUCAGACCAGACGUGUAUCCGCUUCCACGAAUACACCAAUGAGAUUAACUACAUCGAGUUCAUCUCUGGGACAGGCUGUGCUUCGUAUGUAGGACUUCAGGGUGGGGCCCAGCCUCUGUACUUCGGUAGAGCCUGCAAUGUGGGGAACCUGUGUCAUGAGCUGAUGCAUGCCCUGGGCCUGCACCACGAACACACACGGCCUGACCGUGACCAAUACGUCACCAUACAGUGGGACAAUGUGGUCCCAGGAAAAGCAAAGAACUUUGUGGUGAAGAAAGGAGACACUCAGGACCUGCCCUAUGACUACGACUCCAUAAUGCACUACGGAACAUACUACUUCUCAUCAAACCGGAACCCCACUAUUGGCUCCAAGAAGAGUGGAGUCCAGAUUGGACAGAGAAAUCACCUGAGCCCCCUGGACAUAACACGCCUUAACAAACUCUAUCAAUGUGAAUAA
Salvelinus namaycush (lake trout) is the source of this 657-nucleotide messenger RNA. Its product is annotated as high choriolytic enzyme 1-like. The record is from RefSeq and is a predicted model, not a curated record. Bases 1 to 657 code for a protein of 218 amino acids. Gene Ontology annotation, molecular function: zinc ion binding; metalloendopeptidase activity. The transcript has 8 exons. Gene Ontology annotation, biological process: proteolysis. NCBI's taxonomy places the organism in Eukaryota, Metazoa, Chordata, Actinopteri, Salmoniformes, Salmonidae.